This is a messenger RNA of Moesziomyces antarcticus, 1221 nucleotides long. RefSeq names its product COX5A-domain-containing protein. Gene Ontology annotation, biological process: mitochondrial electron transport, cytochrome c to oxygen. Lineage: Eukaryota; Fungi; Basidiomycota; Ustilaginomycetes; Ustilaginales; Ustilaginaceae. Bases 1 to 1221 code for a protein of 406 amino acids. Gene Ontology annotation, cellular component: mitochondrial inner membrane. The transcript is spliced from 3 exons. The record is from RefSeq and is a predicted model, not a curated record.
AUGUCGGCGGCCAAGCUGAGCAGCCGUGUCCUGGAUGUUGGUGCGGAUGCGAGGGCGAGACGAGCAAGAGUGCCACCAGCAACGAGAGGUGGUGGAGUGCGCGCGCAAAGGUCGCCGACGGGAGGAACAAAGCAGCGACGACGUGAUGAGGUGACGAGAAGAAAGGUGGCUCAAGCGGCGCGCAGGUCAAGACAGGCCACGGGGGCCCGCCACGCCAGCAGGGCCAAGGCAAAGGCACAACAGCUGGUUCGAGCGCAGCUUCGACCCCAAGCUCCACGUCUGCGCCCAAGCACCGCGUCUCGCACUCACCUGGCGGCCAGCCCCAGCCUGGAAUUGAUCGAUCUCGUGGGAUCUUCCUCCCGUGCGGAAGAAGGGAUUCGUGUGGAAUUUCGGUUUUGGAAUUUCGAGGCCACGGCAGCUCCCGGGUCUUUGGGCAGCGUCAGGCCGGUCGCGCUUCGAUCAGGGCGCUCUUUCAGGCAGCCCAGCGCAGUGUCGAGCCGGCUGGAGUGCGAAAUUGGGAAAUUUGGAUUUUUCUCAACAGCCCAGGGCAGAGAGAGAGGGCCGAUGGCAGCCUCCGGAAUGGGUGAGCUAAAGGCUCGUUCAUCGUCGCAUCACCACCAGCUCGCAGGCUCGGCUUGGCUGGGUUGGGCUGGGCUGGGCUGGGGCUCGUUCGCGCUUCUUCUCGAGAUGAUUGGAAAUCGCAGUCGGUUGCUGAUCCAAAGUGGAUUCACAUUUCGCUCCAUCCUCCUCCACUACCACCGUCACCACACCCUAUCCAUCGUCGUCGCCAUGUCCUUCCUCACUGGAGCCAUCCGCACCGCCGCCGUCAGCACCUCCGCCCGUGCUGCCCUCCUCGGCCGCACCGCCCCUGUUGCCCUCUCCCAGCAGGUCCGAGGCUACGCCGCGCACCACGAGGAGGAGUCGUUUGACGCCUUCAACUCGCGCUACGUCGGCUUCUUUGACGCGGUCGAGGACCUGUUUGAGCUGCAGCGCGGCCUGAACAACUGCUUUGCGUACGACCUGGUGCCCUCGCCCGAGGUGAUCGAGUCGGCACUGCGCGCCAGCCGCCGCGUCAACGACUACUCGACCGCCGUGCGCAUCUUCGAGGGUAUCAAGCAGAAGGUCGAGAACCAGAACCAAUACAAGCAGUACCUCGACGCACUCCAAGGCGUCCGCGAGGAACUCGGCAUCAAGCUCAAGGAGGAGAUGUACUCGGCAUAA